Molecule: messenger RNA, 297 nt
Organism: Pseudovirgaria hyperparasitica
Lineage: Eukaryota; Fungi; Ascomycota; Dothideomycetes; Acrospermales; Acrospermaceae
Exons: 3
Coding region: 1-297 (98 amino acids)
Source: RefSeq, a predicted model, not a curated record
AUGGCCCAGCAGAGUUACUUCGUCCCCGGCUACGGCAUCUCCAGGGCAGUCAUCCAAGGCGAAAUCCGGUACUACUGUGGUUCUGAUGCCAUCGUCCGUCCGUACCAAUAUCAGGGGAGAGAUGGCUUUCUCGUUUGCACUUCUGGACCUCCCUUGACACAGGCCCAGAUUCAGGACAUCAAGAAUGCGUCUCGGGAAUACGAAGAAAGAUUAGCGAACCGAGCUGGUGCUGUUCCGACUGGCUACUUCGUCAAUCAACCCGUUCCGGUGUCCCACAAGCUCCGAAGGACAUCGUAG